AUUACUCUCUCUAGAAUUUUAGAGAAUGCUGGUAAAACAGACACGGGUCGGUAAUUUGUAAAUAUAUCCCGCUCACCAGAUUUGAAUAAAGGAAUAACUCAAGCAUUUUUUAAUUGUUUUGGUACAAUGCCAAAGUUGAAGGAGUUAAUUAUGUAUGUAACCGGUAAAAUAAUUGUAUCAAUAGAUUCUUUAAUUGCUGCGGAGCGACCGAAGGGAGCGAGCAGCAACAUAAUCAGGAUUUAAAGGAAAUAUAUAAGGGGCAACGAAUUCUCGAAUUCAUCACUUUUUACCACAAUGCAUUGCAUUUAACCACACUUUUUACCACAAUGCAUUGCAUUUAACCAGAGUGCAUUGCGCCACGAACAACUCAAAUAAAAACACGGGGAAGUUCGGUGGGUGAGAGAGUGCAUCGUUCGCUGCUCAGACUUAGAGUUUUCUUUGUGGCAAAUUUUCUACGGCACGGUUAGAGGUCUUACCAAAUUUUAAGACACGCAGGAGUCUUUCAGAUGAAGUACGAUGGUUAACUUGGGGAUUGGAUUUCAAUUCAAGAGCCUUUUUUGCUCUUCGACUCAGCAACACGGAGGAUAUUCAAAUUCCAGCUUGCUAGAAGGUGAUGUGAAAGUGAGAAAAUGUCAUGCAAUGCUAUUCUUAAGAAACUACAUGAGCCGAAAAUGGAUGUGAUUUUGGCCAUUCGCUUCAAAAUAACAGCGGGAAUCGAGAUAACAAAACAUAUGUUUUGUGUCCUACUUUGCAGACGAGGAUGUGUAUCGGCGUUUUGAAAAGCAUCAUUAUGUUCUUUCAUUCAUUUAUUACCAUGGAAUAUGCGUUUACAUUGUUUUUUUCACUGUUAAUAGCUCGGUUAAUGCGGCUGGCGAUCAUCUUGCCGGCGGAAGUUUCAUGGAAAAGGAAUAAAAUGAAAGACUUUUCCGAGAGACUACGUAAUCAGUCACUGUGGUGUAGUGGUUAAGUGUAGUCCCGUCGAGUCGAAGGUGCCGGGAUCGAAUCCUAUUGAGUUAUUCAUUUCUUCUUUCUUUUUUUCCCGUUUUUUGUGUUGUUGUUUUCUAUAAAUAUAUAGCUAAAUAACGGUUACUUAAUAAAGUGCAACAAACACCAAGAAAAGUAUUGUGUUUCCAGAGAAAAUAUCGUGCACCGUGUAUUAAAUAUAUGGAUAAACGAUCUGAAUUUCUAUUAUUUCCUACAAUUUACUGUGGGAAAACCAGAGUUGAUAACCACUUGAUCAUUUUCUAAACAACGUUCCCACGAGUUCUUUCUAUAGACUGAUAGUAAUUAUUCUAGUACUUUCCAACAUGUAAAUAGGACAUUCAAUGUCAUUUUUGAUUCUUUUAAGUCUCACUGCCUAACUAAUGCCAGUAUCAACAGAAUGUGCCGCAGCAUUACUAUCUUUUAGAUACCCUAGUUGAGUUAUUAUAGCGGAGCUCCUCGCGCGCGCGAAGCGCGCGCAGAGCGGAGCACCAUGGGUAAGAAAAUUUGGUAAACUAUCCAUCUGAGAAAAUUUGGUUAUGACGUAGCGUACGCCCGCCCGCCCACCCGUACACACGCUUCAUGUAAGCCGACGUCAAAUGUCACAAUAGAUCUUGCACAACUUGACUAGCCUCUUAGUUAUGUAAGCUAUCCGUAUGAGUACGAUUAGAUUGACAGCUGUCAAAAUUAGGCAUCCGCUGACAAUUAUCACAACUAUCUCGCGGGCUCAGGUGAAAGACCAGUCGUUUUGCCCCUACAUAUAAGCUGAUAUAAUAUGUCACACUUACCAAUUCAAGAUACACACACUCGUAGUCUGUUAAUUCGAAUAUUCGCCAUUUUUAAUUGACAGCUGUCAAACUAGAGUAUGCGCUGACCAUCAUCACCUGAGUGUAUCGCGGGCUCAUUUGUCUAUCUAUUGAGGUCACGUAGUGUUUAAAGUUUUGCGCUGAUAUUUUAUUUGAUCACGGGCUCAAUUCGAAGUCCCAUAGCUUAGAAAAUCGAUCCAUCUUAGAAAAUUCGGCAAUCACGUGACCGUACACCGACCACCCGACCUUCCGUCCGUCCGCACCACAGGUAUACCAAUGUUUAAUCUCACACUUUCUAGCUAGUUUGGGAGCCUGCAACCUGAUAUUGUACAUCCAUGUUUUGAUUAAUUGACAGCUGUCAAAAUAGUGUUUCUGCUGACCAGUAUCGCCUGACCCUAUCGCGGGCUCAGGUAUCGACCCACUGAGUUCGAGUGUUUUUUUAACGUAUCCGCUGACAGGUUGCUACUUUUCAAUUAUCGCAGGCUCAAGUUCAAUUUUUUUAAAAAGCAUAUGAAAUAAGUCGAGUUCAUGAGCCGCACUUUUAAAAUGUUGAUUUCGAACUGACCUCGGACGCGAAAAUUCAACCGGCUUUUACAUUUACAUGCGGGGAAGGCAAUCACUUUUGACUUUUCUCACUGUCACGCGUUGAUCACGCUCUACGUCCAAUUUUUAUGUUCUGAUUGGUCAAAAUUUGACAGGUGAGUUCAUGCGGAAAAUUUAUGCAGCGUCUGGAAACUUGCUUACUGAUAGCUGGAGCUUACAGAGUUUUGUGUCAUCUUGUGAUGUUUUAAACUGGCUUUUUCUACUUGGUGUACAAAACGAAAUACAGCUGCUAUCAAGAUUGUUCUGUAAUUCAUGGCUGGUUUGUUUAUUGCGCUUUUUGUUGACAAAUGCACCGCUUGUCAAAGUCAUUGGAAAUCCGAUUUCGGAUGGCAUCGUUUUCAAAAAUGAGCUUACUCACUUGCCCUUGCUUGAGGCGUAAGAGGGUUGAAAAUUCUGGAACACUUGAUGACCUUCAGAAGCAGCAUCUCGACUGGUAAGCCUGAGAAAUUGUUGUCUUUGAUGUGUUUUUUUUUUUGGUUUCCUGAAGUCGAGCGUAUGGUUUAUGCGGCUUAAGUUUAUACACGAGCAAUGAUCUAACCUACAAUAGUAUGAGGUUUAAAAAGCCUUUAGACAUUUUUUGACCGCAAAUUCAAAGAAAAUGUUCCGAAGAUUAUUUACUUAUGAUUUUGGCUGUAAACAGAAAGCUCUGAGCGAUUUUCUUGCCUCGAGUUCAUCUUGAAAAAGAGCAAACACCGGGAAGCCGGCUUAAAACAUAAAUAAGCUUAUGCUUACCUGACUCAUGAUUUUCAAAGACACUUUACUCUCAAUACUUCUCUUCGUGAAUGAAAAUUAUUGUCUCUGUACAUGUUUCACCGAAUUAUAUUUAUUUUAUUGAUUGUUAGUAGUCCCUCUCGCAAUUUUUAUCGCUGCACCGGUUGUAUCCAGUCGAACAUAAACAUCUCAUGCAGGAAUACUCAAAACGCCGCGCGUAAAUAUCACUCGCUUUUAAAGAUUACACAUAACAAAACCAUACGCAGUUUAAUAAAUAAAGGGAAAUAAAACCUAAACAUAACAAUUUAUCUAUCAUGUUGAAGCGUAAAUGGUAACUCUAUUAAUCGCACUGCAAAUUUGGUGCCUGUCAAAAGUGAGCCCCGUCCGGCUGGCCGAAAAGUGAUUUUGGGAAUUUUUUUAUCGUUUUCAUUAAAAGCCCAUAUUACCCUGCAUAUCACAUAGGACCAGAUUUUUCUAACUGAAAGUCCUGGCAUUAUAGAAUUCUCUUCAUGAAAACGUUUUAUAAUUCAAUGCCAUAAUUUGUUGUGCAAAGGAAGCGCGUGCUUUGAUCGUCGUGGAUAUUGAAUGAGUGCAAAUUCUCUUGCAAAAUUGUGAAAAACUGCAGAAUUAUAGGUUUAAAUAGGGCAAAAAAGAACAAAUUCUGUCCGAGGUCUGUAUGAUAAAAACAAGGGCCUCAUAGUACUGUUUACCUGAGACGUGAUGAGAAAAAGUAUGUUUAAAAGGCUGGUUUACACGCCACCAGAUUCGUCGCCAAGAUUUACUAGUAAACUAAACUUGUCGAACACAAAAAAUCCGGCCUGAUUUUUUAUUUUGGCCUCUCUUUUAGACAGAGGAAUGCAACGUGUAAAUUGGCUGCCACCAAGGACUAUCGUGGCGCGUGUGUUUCUUAAAAUUAUAUUUCGGGGUUGUCCAAUUAUCCAUAGUCUCUCAAACGGAGCAAUGUUGGAGAGAGUGGUGAAUGCCACAUUAUGAUGCAACAGCUAAUGCAAAUACAAUACACGAAUAGGUAGGUCUAUUUGUUUUCCAGGCCUAAUCUACUGUGAUCGAACAUGAUUGCUAUUUUUGGGUGUACAAAUAAGACUAUUUAAUAACUCGUUGUAAAAGCUGUUUCACUCUUAGACUGUCAAAUUAUUUUUCUCUAAAAUCACUUUGCCUCAAACGUCAAAUGAAUGUACCCUGAUCUGUGGAUUACAAGUUUAUUGUUUGAUUUAAAUUAUGAAUUUAUUAACGGGAGCUUCGCUUUUAGCCCUAGCUAAAUCUAUAUAUUAGAAAUGUUCUCAUAACCUACAGCAGUACCUGAACGGCAAGUAUUACAUAUUUCAAUAUUUUCUUGCUCAACUGCAGCAUCUAGAAAUAAUUAAUUGUCUAAUUUUGGAGUUAAAAAAGAAUUAUGCGACUUUUCUGAUACAGGAAUUUUGCUAGCUAAAUUGGGGCCAAUGUUAGCAAAAUAUUUGCAAAAGAAAUUAGCUAUUUCCUUUAUCCUUAUCACUAGUACUAUUAUUAUACAAAAUAAGUGAAAAUAUCUGUAAAUGGUCAGAUAUGUCACUAAGAAAACUGAGACCGCUUAUUGAGAGACGAAGUGGAUCGUUCACAAUGUAAUCUAUCAACGAAGCUUUGUUAGCCGUAAUUCUAGUGAGGUGGAACGUGUAAUUAGUGAAAACAAAUCUAAGAAAUCACUUAUCGCUUUAUGACAAUAGUGGUUAAUUAGAUAUAAAUUCCAGUCGCCCAUUAAAAAUACAAGCUUAUUUUCUUUGGAAAUUUUUCCCAUUACUAGAUCCAAGUCAGACAGAAAUUCAUUUAACUUCGAUUCGGGUGGUCGAUAAAUAAUGGCGACAAUAACAUUCGUGUAUAAAUUUAUAACUCCAUGAAAAUUUCGUGACUUCUUUCGUUAAUGGAUGGUCGUAACAAAGGUGGUCGACAGUUCUACCUGACUCGUACAAGACUAAUGCCAAUACCUAUUUCUUGAAUUGGAAGGAACGCACAGUAGUAAAUUCUCAUGAAGGUGCAUUGGAAUUCGUUAAAAUGUAUAAAGCAGGCGUUACAGCAAGUCAUUCGAAUUCAGAGCAUGCUUUGGAGCAAUUUAUAGUGCUUCUAAAACUGAAAAGCACGUUUUAAAGAAUAGCACGAUUAGCAAUCGCCUUAGUUUGUUUUAAGAAUAAGCAAACAUUAGAAUUACUUGUCCCGGAAAUUCGAACUGGUGGCUCGUUCUACCUUAGAGCUAUUCGGUUUCAAAAUUCAAAAAAAACUUCACAGCUGAAUUUCGUACCAAUGGCCGCAAAUUUUGAAAAUUUUGUUUAUGAAAAAUUUUCAUAAGUACUAUAAAUUUAUUGUAUGUUAUAUCUACAGUAUUUAUUUGUACUUUUGUAGUUGUAUUUAGUCUCGAAACCAGACUUGAAAAACACAGUAAUAAAACUAAUCAAUAAAGGAAUGAAAAAAUAACUUGGCAUUGUGCUCUAGGCUAGCUUAUGCGCGACCGACUACAGGUGGCAAUAAAUCUUUCACAGUACUGUAGUUUUUUUCUAACAUAACAAACCGAACGUUCCUGACACCUUAGGUUUCAUUCAUAGGCUGUUCAGAGCUUUUGGGCUCCUUAGAACACUGCAGCGUGUUAAUCAUUAAAUUGUUAUGCAAUUUACAAUUCUUCUCAUUUAAUUAUUCACCAGCAUUUGGUCAUAUUCAAUAUGGUAGAAGAAAUUCAGAAAACACAUUUAUUGACAGGCUUCAUGUUCACCGAGCCAAGAGAAAUGUACUGGAAAAUGCAACUAGUUCGAAUACAAAUGGUAACUGCACCAAAAAGGUCAGUUAAUCUGUCAUGAUUCCCUAUUAUACACAUACUUACCUUCUCUCUUGGAGAUUCUGGUAUUUAGAAAUCAUCUAACCAACUGGUACUCAUAAGAGCAUAGCCUGUUCCAGGAUUUAAGAUAGUAGAGCGGGGGCGAAAAAUUGAGGACGAAAAAAAAAAACAGGGCGGACUAGAGAGUCCAUUCUUCCCUUAUUUUUUUUCCUCUCGUUUUCAUCGCCGCGUACGAUUUAACUCCCUCCCCACCUACUAAAUCCACGCUCUACUAUCUGAACACCUGGAACAGGAUAUCAAGAGGACCGCUCGGCAGCUCGCAGUCACAUGACCUGCAUAAUGCAAACGAUCAUGCAACGCAACUUGCAUAAUUGCCAGAAUUGGAAUCAGCACCAGAACUGAAUUUGCCAGAAAGCCUCCAAUUUAGAGGUGGCUGACGUAAAAAAAACUAACAUUUUAUGCAUGGUGUGCGUGGCAGUGACGUUUUCCCAUUGACACAUAUUGGCCGUUUUUAUUGUGUUGGUUAACGUCGUCUAGACGUAUUUCACGUCUGAGACGUCAAAGUCGACCGUGGGUAUCAAACGUUUGGCUAUUUCUUGAACGGAGCAUUCUGAGCCUGAUGAAUGCCAAAAUACUUUUUAAAAUGGGGUCCAAAUUCCUUUUUGUUCAUACUCACCAAGUCUUGUUUCUCACAAUUUUCUUUUCAGAUCAACCAUAGAUAUUAUGUUUCACAAACGUUUAUCAGUGGCCAAAAAUUUUGGAGAAAUAUUGAGGGAAAUCCCAAUAAAAUUGUUCAUGCUGAUCUUUCUAAGGGCCGCUUUAAAAAAAAGGUAAGAAAAAUAAGAUUUAACCCUUCAAGUUCCAAGACUGCCAAUAUCAAUUUUCCCCUGACAAUAGCAAAACAUUAUUAAGAGAAAAAGUUAUGAGAAGUAAUAAAAUGAUCAUGAUUACCAGAGGGAAAAUGCUUUGAUCUUUUAUCAAAUUCUCUCUACUACUAAUUCUUUGAGGGAAUAAUAUGGAGAUCAGUCCUGAGAACUUUCAUCCUAAUAAUAAUCAGACAGUCAGACCGAAGGCCUCCUGGAUUAAACUGUUUGCAUAAUGUGAGACAAGCCGAAGCCUCCCUCCAACUCCUUUCGGCAAACUUAUAAACUCAACAGCUGCCGAAUAGGUUGUAAUGGCAGGACCAGGACUUUCAAAAUCAUCGUCUUUGCCAGCAGGAGAUGGUAUUUAUAUAAUGACUACUGGACGUUGAUUCUCUUAACUUCCGAAGGUCAGGACUAAGUGGUCACGGCUGGCUGUGAUUAUAACCUGCUUCAUAUAUAUUCAUAACUGUCAACUCAUUCAUUUUUUUUAUCCGCUCCGGUGAAUUCAGUUGCAACAGCUUGUUACACACCAUCCAACAUUUUCAACUUUUCCUACGUGAAUACGCCGGCUAUUCACCAUUUUCACAUAGACCAUAAUGCACCUUGUUUACCCCCAAAUUUUGGGUAUUACAGUCUCAAGGGAAAUCGAAGACAAUGGUUAUGGAAAAUUUGUGGGGUACACAAGGUGCAAUAUGGUCUAUGUGAAAACGGUAGGUGAGGGGUAUCUUUCGGAAAACUGUUCAACAAAAAAGAAUUGUCCUUGUGAGACUGACUCUCUGAUAAGUUGUUUGUUACCCAUUACUUGAAAAAUUUAUUCCCAGACAAGUAUUGGGUUACAAACGUAACAAUUUCAAGAAUUUCUAGAGAAAGAAAAGACCUGUAAUGUUACAGUUAUCUGCAAUUUCUCCACCCAACAAACCUUUUAUAGUAUCAACAUGAAUUUUCUCCUAACGAUAUCAAACAUCAUCUUAAAAAUUAAAUUAAACAAAAUACUUUUUAAAAGGAAAUGUAUAUUAUGGAGAUCAGUCUUGAGAAUUAUUAUCAGUCAAGACAUCCCAUGAAAGGGAUUCUGGAUUCCACAACGUGGAUUCUGGAUGCCGGGUACUGGAUUUCAGUUUUUGUCUGUGGAACUUGGGAUUCUGAAUUUCAAUCGUUAGUGAGAUUCCCAAUUCCUUGAGCUGUAUUCUGGAUUCCAAAGCCCAGGAUUCCGGAAUCCACAAACAAAAAUUUCCCCGAUUUAGGAAUCCGGAUUCCCUCAUUUGUUUUGGUGACCAUAGUGGCUGGUGAGUUUUCAUUUUCCCUAGCCAUUUAUGUUCUUGUAUGGUCUUAUUCCUUAUGAGGUUGAACGUAAUUUUUUUCUUUUCAGACACUAAAGCUGAAUUUUAAAUUUCCAUACUAUGGCCAUUAUCUUGAGAGUGUGCUAUUAACAACAGGAGGUAACUACAAGUGAUUUAUUUAACAAAUCAAUAAUUGAAUUACUUUGUACCUAAUUAUUUCUUCGUAAUUUGCACUUGAGUAAUGUAGUUACUAAGUAUCUGAAUGUUUCUCCUUGAAGGUUUCCUGUACAUGGAUGUGUAUAACACCUCUCUUAUCACAGAUGUUCAAUACGUAGCUCCCCUCACGGCUUACUUCAGUCUUGAUCAUCAUCCAGAUUCACAAGUCACCUCACUUGAUGAUGGUAUGAAAUAUUUAUGUUUAUAUUUAUAUUUAUAUUUAUAUUUAUAAUUAUAUUUAUGUUUAUAUUUAUAUUUAUAUUUAUACAAGAGCAUGCCGAAUGCGAUAGAAAUGUAAGGAUAGAAAAUCGUGAAACAAAUAUUAGAGUUUCACCCACUCAUCAAUCAUCAGCGACUGUGACUUUGGGAGUGUUAGAUUCAAAAUUUAUAGAGGGUGGCUGCAGCGGUCUUGUUUUUGAUUGGCUGCAUUAAAUUUUCUUUUGUGCCUGUAUUUUGACAGCGGUUGAGAAACAUAAUUUAUCGCUUACCUAAACAAAAACUUGCAUUAGGAGGAUGACCUUAAACCACCCUCGAAUUAUAAAUUUAACACAACCAACGGCACAGAAUGCGUGAUACUCUAGAUCGUGCAUUUUGCGAUUUACUGUCUAUAAAUUCAAAGUAAAAUUGUUGUGAUACCGUAAAAUUCCGAAAAUAAGCCCCUCCAUGUAUAAGCCCCUCCAAAUAUAAGCCCCCAAAACCGGUAACGCAAAAAAACCCGCCGUUAAAUCGCCCCUCCAAAUAUAAGCCCCCCCGGGGGCUUGUACUUGGAAAAUUGCCCUCAAAUACAAAGUAAAACAAAGCAAAAACGGUAAAUUUAGUUCCAACUGUAAGACUAGAUUUUGAAACGCAAAUGUCCCUCCGUAGAUAAGCCCCUCCGAAUAUAAGCCCCUCCAAAAAUAACCCCUCCAAAAGGGCCUUUGAAAAAUAUAAGUACCGGGGCUUAUUUUCGGAAUUUUACGGUAUUCAACUAAACAUCAGUCACUGUUGCAUACAUGUUCAUGUAGGGUUGAUACGGUACUAUAUUACUAGCUCUUAGGCUAUGUUCACAUUAUAACAGAUAGCUCUUCCGCCGGCACGAAAACUGUUCCGAAAACCAUCCUGUUCACACAUUAGAAUGACGAUUUCGGCGCGCUUUCUGCAACGGAGCGAAGCUGCGUCUCGCCGAUCCUCGAAACAGGAUCAUCACAUGUCGGAUACGUUCUUUGCCACACUUUGGUGCAAUGUGAAAAGUCAUUUGGGCCGUAGCGGAAGUGAAUUAGUAAGAGCAAGGACUGUAAUCCACUGAGACGGAAGUAAAUAUUCAGAAGUAAGGACCGUUAUUUAGUUCUAUUAUCUCCAACUUAUACCCUCUCGGCUAACCACUCGGGCACGAUGUUCGAGACUUUUUCCAAUUCUGUGCUGUUGCUGUUCAUAUUUUAACGGAUAACUUUUCGAAUCAGCAUGAAAAGCUUUCAGUUGCAGUGAGAACAUUGCCUAAGUUGAAGGCGUUAGUUUUUCUUAUUAUCCGUUGUUUCAGGUUCACAGCUGACAGUGCAGUGGUCAAGAGUUUAUCUUCUUGAUAGAACUCAGGGUAAUGUUAAACAGAAAAUAUUGCGUAUUUAUUAUUUAUAUCCAGAAUGUUGAAGUGGGAUAUACGAAGAAACACACGUUUUUACAUAAGUUUUACCGACAUAAGUUUUACCGAGAACGGUGGCUGCUCUCGCAGUCUCAUUCUGUAUCCUCCAAGGAUAUCCACCACAAUUUUUUUUUAUUAACUUUAACACCCGCGUGUCUCUUUCUAGUUUCUGUUCCAACGGUUGUGUUCUGCAUGGUUUCGCGGUCUUCCGCAUCUGUCCUAUACCCCUAACUCGGUCACUGCACCUCGAUUACGUUGAUCUCUUUCAUUUUGUCAGGCUUAUCUGUAACUACGACAUCUGUGCGUUUUCCUUCACUUUAACGGCUUGGAAACUAAAAUUUCGAGGACGUUUUUAGACUUUUUACAUUUAAGGCAUGAAUUUUUCGUCAUUUCAGGCCAUGGAACCUAAAAAUGAGCCUAGCUAGCUGUAAAAAGGGGCAAUACGGAGGCAAUACGUCCUAGCCGGCAUGAUCACAUGCUGUUUACGGAAAAUUCCCUCAUCCAUGUCAGGAAAUUCUGUACUUUAAAGCCUCCCCUAGGGCAUGACUCAGCAAUUGAGGACAUUUCUGUUACGUUUUCAAUGUUGGUUAGCAUGCAAGGAUUUUUCCCAUGCCUAUCGUCAAUGAUUUGCUCACUGGUAAUAGAGGGGGUGGCCCCAGAGUGGUUUUGCAUUGAAAUUGGCAUGCAACAGAAUUUCGCAUGCCCUGUAAGCAUAAUUUGAGGUUCUGUGACCUUCUCACCCAGGCCGCGAGAAGCCUAGGUUCUAGUAAUAAGUAAUUCAUACCCAGCAAAAUCCCCGGCAUGCCGGGCAUGCCAAAUUUUCUGACAUGCCCGGCAUGCUAAAUUCUCUGGAAUGCCGGGCGUGCCAUAAUCUGGGUCAUGCCGGGCAUGCCAAAAUCGGUCUCUGGCAUGUUUCAACGCACAGGUUAUAAUUCCUUGAAUCUACAGAUAUUUUAAGCCUGGCUAAAAAAAAAAAAAAAAAAACAGAUCACAGUGCUUAUCUUUUGAUGUACGGUUACACGAUGACGUCAUUGCUAUUCCUUUCAUUUUCAUAGAUUUGGUUGUCCCAGCGAAGUUUAAAUAACAAAAGCUCUAAUUUUCACAAGAAAGUAAAACCCUGAGGGAUUCUGCCGAAGUAAUAAAACAGCGUCAUCGUGGAGAUGACCUGUUGGGGGAUUGUAAAAACUCCUCACCCCUUUUAAUGAGUCUUUAAUAGGAUUCCCAUUUCACAUUGCGAAUAAAAUGGAAUUGACUGAAAUCAGUAAAAAGAGAGACAGAGACUAUUUUCAUUGUAUAAUAAAAUGCAUCUAUGUUCCAUGAAAGCUUUUAAAAAUACAAGGUUAUAGAAUAUCUUUCAAAGUUCAUUACAAACUGAGCUAAGCCCCAAAAUCACUGUUCAUUAUUCAGUAAAUUAUGAUGUUUGACAAUGCAAUGUGCUUGAAUAUAACGUUGCAAUUACAAAUCUCUCGAACGCAAUUUUCCCUACGUUAGAAAAGCUCUUUUUAUCUUGUUUCACAUUUUGAUAAGGAGUCUGAGUUCCUCUUUCUUGUUUUGUAGGCUUGCCAGGGAUUAAUGUUUUUUUGUCAUUACCAGUGUCUGUGUUCUUCGUUUUUAACUCAAAGUAAGUCAGUAAUAACUGACGGUAUCAAAGGAUUGCUCUCUAGAAAAGUAAUUAUCUCCUCGUCAUGUCUGGAAGUUACCUGUAACAAAAAAGAAAUGGAAUCUUAACACAUGCAAGGGCAAUAUGAAAAAAAGAAAUAGAACAUGUAGAGCUCAGCUUCUCUUAACAUAUUUUCAUACUGGCUUGUUGAGUCUGUUAAAGGUCGCAACUAAUUGUCUGAGGCUAAUUUCACAAGAGUGUGCAAUUGAGAUAAAUACAUGGUAAAUAAAGUGAAAGAAACGUGGUUUCACAUUAGCCAAUUUACAUUGCGCUGUUCGAUGAUGUUUACACGCUUUUCUACUGCGAAAUAAACCUUUGCAUUUGGAUUUGCAAGUCAAGAUUAUACCGAGUUUGACUGACACUUAAUUGAACAACAGUUUCAUUUUUAAGCAGGCAAUUGGGGUGUAGACCCAUAUAAAGCCGGAAUAUGUAAAGGAAACUCAGCGAAAACUUUUUCGCAUCUUUUUGUGGCGAUAUUCUUUCACGGCCCGUCAACUGAUUAGGGGUUGCGAAGAAAAAAUAAAUUAGGACCAAAGGUUAAAGCCUGUCCGGUUACAUCAUUUCGUAUGUUACCUAGAGUUCUAAUAAAUAGGUCAUAAAAUAGGAUUUAACGAGAGCGAAUUUGUUUCUCAAUCGGUGUAUAAAAAAGUGAGGCUAUCAAAUGAGAAGUUUAUAGAGUAUCAAAAUUAUUAAAUUAAAAGCUCAUUUAAUUAGGAAAAUUCCUAUACGAAAACAAUGCUAGUGACAUUAAAUUGAUCAGAUAAAAUUCUCAGAAAAUAUGUCCAAUAAAAGCCUCAUUAUUUGCUUUUGUUUUUGCGUAAAGGUAAAUUUUUCGGCCCACAAAGCAAAGUUGAAAAAGCGACUAAAUCUUAGUUUUUUACAUUGAACAUGUUUAUUAGCUUAGUUUUCGUCCGUUUUAAAAGCUUUAUAACCCAAUCAUAAUUUUCGGGUUAAAAUAUUACAAAAUCAUUUCAAAAACCAUGUUCAUUUAAAGUAGAGCCGGCAAACCUGAACAUUUUGUAAUUCAAAAGUCGGACCCAGCCAGGUUGUUUAAGCUUAGAAUUAUUUGCAUUUUAGCGUCCUAUAAAUUUACCAGAAUCGCCUCUCAGAGGCUUACUGUAGCAAAGCAUUUUGUAGUACACUCGUAGACAAGCAAUGUAAGCCUUAAGUCUUUGCUUGGAUGAGAUGUCCAAAAGAAAAAUUAGUUUUGUGGACCUAAACGCACAUUCACAGACUGCUUAUAUUGAGUUGUUUACAACUUUGCAUUGACACGCGCAGCAUGUUCAUUUUUUUAAAGCGAAAUCCAAAUCUGAUUUUGGCAUUUGAUUUACGGAUAUUUUAUUUUGUCUCCAAAAGUGAUUGUAAUAUCCGUUUGAUUGUCUUUCAAACAACAGUCAAACUAUGCAGCAAAAAUAAGUAACUUUACCAGUACAGUGGAAAAAUAUGACCGUAGGUGCCAAAAAUAAUUAUACUCGAGCUAUAAAAUUAGAACUGACUUUUUUUAGCUUUGGUUUCUUAUUUUUGAAGUUUUCUCUAGUCUUCUUAGCAGCAGAAGAAGAUUACAAGACAUACAAACAGAAACAAUCCGAAGUGAACAAGUUGACAACCACUUAUGCCGGAGUUCUUAGGCAUGCUCAACAGCAAGAUAAACUGAAUGCCAAAAGGAUAAUUCACGGGAUUUGUUCGAUAUUCAGGCUUUUUCUUUACCAAAUUAAUACUAAAUUUGUACUUACAGUCUCUCGCAGAAUCCAUUUCUUGUCCAGCAUUCACCAACAUCUCAACCAUGCACCGCAGAAAAAAAAGACAAACAAGUGCGAAGAGACAUGACGACAUCGUGACGCCACAACUGCCACGCUACAACAAACUAGAUUCCUCGUCAUCCGCGAAAACACUUCUGCGGAAAUUCGGCCGAUUUCGUGCGUGCUCGGGGUAUCUUCGGAUGACGCAGAUGACGUUGCUCAAAGGACUAUCGUCAGCAAGGAGUAAAACAGUUUGCGAGAUUCGCAUAGCCGACAAGGAGCGCACUGAAAAACUAAGCAAAAUCUCUCUGAGAAGGCAGUCCAAAUUCACCAAAUCAGAACGUCUUUGCAGUAUUAACGUCGUACUCUCGUACUGACUUGAACGACCUGGUAAGCUUCAUUUUCACCAGUCUUUUAAUGCUGUUGACCGGGAAACAUUCCGACACGAUAAAACUUAAGCAUGGAUAAGUUUAUACUGAGAAGAUUUGUUAUCUUAUUGUUUAAGACGCUUUUCCGCGAUCAAAUUUAAAUGUGGACCCAGAAAUGUCAGUAUCGGUUUGAAAUAAAAGGAUUAAUCUUUGAUUGCAAGUUAAGUAUUCUAUUUUAUGUAUGAAUAAUGUUGUUUUGUUGUGCUUUUUAUUUAUAAAUCCAGGCUUCUGUCUUCAGUUUUGCCAGUCGAUCCCGUGACACACAUUGUGACAAACAUGACUUUUUUUGUUAUAAUCUGCAUUUAUUGCCAGGCAUGAAACCUGUAACUUCAAGCUCCCUAAGAUAUAUUUGGCGAUUAUAUGUGAUUCUCAGGAUAUGAUGCUGAAGCGAACAUCAAAAUCAGUCUCGCUGGGCAUGCCAAUUUCUUGCCUGGCAUGCCGGGCAUGCCAAACCAACUGGCUUCACCAUCGGCAUGCCCGGCAUGCCAAACCAGAGGAGCUAAAACUGGGAAUGAAUUAUUAACCCGGCGAGAGAUCUGGGACCUAAGUUUAGCUGGGUCAAUUUUGGGCUGCGAGGGCAUGAACCAAUUUUUUCCAUGCCUAUGAGAUGUUAUUUCUAAGUACCAAUGUUCCCUUGAAUUUUGUCAUGCUUAAAUAUAUAAAAUGUUCCCUCUCUCAUUAAUCCUCAGACUGGAUGCGAUUUUUACGCUCGCUAGGCAUGUUCAACUGAAAAUCAUGCCCAUACCCUUAUUCAAAACAAAAUGCUAUCAAAUUUUAGUUUCCAAGCCGUUCUUUCAAGGCAAGCUUCAAUACGCCGAUUCAGGAAAAAACCGGAAGUUGCAGGGAAGCGAGUUCUAAGGGCCCUUCGGCCUUCGUGGCGCAAUGGCGGCAAAAACAAAUUUGUUGUCGAAAAAGUUUCAAGAUGAAGCAAGUAAAUAUUGAAGAUGUCAAAUUUACGAUAAACUAGGUAAAAUUCUAGGAAAAAUGUAGAAGAAUAAACUAAAGGCGGUAACAAGAAAGUCCUUUACGAAAGUUAAGCUUAAGUUGGAAUAAUUUUAUAACUUUAUAAACCGACUGAAAGAUUCGAUAUCUUCAUUUGUUUUCUGGCCCAUAGAGACGUCAAGAACAUGCCUGAAAACAGAGAUAACGUUUAUGAUCCUGACCCGGGCAAAUGCUUCACCAGGGCGAAAUUAGCCCAAAUCCAGGAAAAUUAAAAAAGUUAGUUGGAUACCGUGCCACAAGAUAAGCUUCACACCGUGUCAACUCAGAGUUGUUCCACUGACCGAUACCCUAGGUCACCCUUAAGGAAUGCGGCAAAAUUAGUUUAAAAAAAUCUCUCUCUACGUAUGCCACUGCGGAAAUGUUGUACAUGCAUUAUCUUGAUCAUGAAGAAUCUAAACCUGUUGAUAACGACGUUUUUUACGUUACGGCUUUGUGUUGGGCCUCCUACAGAAAACUAUUGUGUAAAAUAUAAAGUAAGUAUGAUUUUUAAUCCAGUCGGAAAACCCAAACUUACACCGGCCGCGUGUGAUUUAUUAUGUCCUGCUGGUAGGAGCGGCUGCAGUUGCCAUGUCAUGGCAGUUAUAUGGAUGAAAUGUCACGGAACAAUGAAAUGAAAAAUCAAUGCGAGAAUGACGUUCCUUGCUCUUCUUCGCCACGAAAAUGGGGAAUUCCAGGCGCGUUGUCUACUUUUUAUGAUCCUCGUCCUUUAAAAUUGAGAAAGUUAGACCCCUAGGCUGUUGAAAAACUCAAAGUGAACAUUGUCAGAGUUAACAAAGGUGUCCCCUUUCAAAAGUAGAAUCCCAAUGCUUCUGAUAUAGUACUUGUGAAUUCCCUAAUUGAAAUUGCUGCUAAAGGAACUGCUCUAUAAAUGCAAAUGAAAGAUUUUCAGUACUCAAAUCUGUUUCCAGGGGCACCCAACGACAAUUUUAGGGAAAAAUAUCUGUUCGGAAGACGAUUUGAGAUCUAGAAUUUUCGGAACAUUUGUUGUAAAAUUUCUUGCUUCCAUGCCUCUCCUAGAAUUUUCGAACAAAUAAAAAAUUGUAUACUUGCCCAUUUUUAACUAAUUUUUACCCUAAAAAGUUCACCUAGAAUUUUCGGGAGCCUAUUUUCUGGCUAAAAUUUUCGAAAAAGGUAAGUUUUGAUCCCUAUAAUUUUUUUUUUUAGGGGAUAAAAAUAUGCCUAUGUCUACCGUUUAACUACUAAAAUACAUUUAAUAAUGCUAUGUUUAAGUGGUUUUGAACUAUAUUCUCGUUGGGUGCCCCUGUGUUUCUUCUACAUACAAUUAUAGUACAUAUACUUCUGUUCUCCAACAAAAUCCAUGUGUAACAAAUACAACAGUGUCUCAAGUCAAUUUAACAAACACAGCAGAUAAUGCGGAGAAUAGUUGAUGCGGCCACAAAUCAAUUACAAGAUCUAAAAAAAUAUAUAAUCUUGUCUUAAUGAGCCAAUUGAACACAGUCAACAAUACAGAUACUGUAAUUGACCUGAACUUGAACCCACUUCAUUUGAUAGAUCAGGCCUUCAGCAUGGAUCAAAUACGUGACAAAUAUUCAGCGAUCAAAAAAAGAACUAAUCAGUGAAGAAAAGGAAAUUUAAAAAAUGAAGCUGAGACCAGAUGUCAGUCUAACACCCAAAAGUGGUUCGAUCAUAGAUUAAUAACAGCAUCCAAAUGUCACAGUGGCCUGUCCACAUUAAGCUAAUACUUCUCCUUACAAAAAUUAUUAAAGAUGUUUCAAGUUACAGUAAGGGUGUGCCAAAAAAAUCCAUAAAAGGUGGAAUUGGAAAUGAGGAACUUGCCAUUGUCUCAGUACGAAGAAAAAAUAAACAAAAAUGACCAUGAAGGACUGAAAGUCCAGUCUUGCAUAUUUUUGGUUUCUAAAAGCCAUGGGUUUUUGGGGGUGUCAGCCGAUGGACUUGUAACUGAUUAAAGCUGUGAGAACCCCCUAGGGUUAGUUGAAGUGAAGAACAUAAAAUGUAAAGAUGGCUUUAGUCAGAAAAGGGAUUGGUAACAAAGAUGGCAUCAGUAACAAGAGCCACCUUUAUUACUUCCAAAUUCAACAACAAGCAUUUGUUGCAGAGACAAAUUUGUGUGAUUUUGUAGUACGAGGGAGCAUCAAGAAAUUGUCUCACUAACAGGUACCUUUUAUUAUGGCAUCAUGGAAGGACGAAUUAGGACACCUUCAGAACUUUUUUGACCAACACCUUUUACCAGAAUUAGCAUACCCCGGCCAGGCUUAAGUCUGGCCUGCGGUAUGACUUCAAGUUUAAUUAGUUUUUGCAAAUCAAGUAAGUCAGUUUGGGUUAUUGUUAGCACAGGUCUCCUAUUCACUCUGAUCCUACAUGUGAAGAAUCUUUCAUGUCUCAACCUGUAACUGAAUAAAAUAUUUGCACACCAAAAAUUAAGUGUGUGAUAUUAUACCUUAUUCAUUCCGUUCCCCCAAAAAGUAAAAAUUCGAAAAAUAUUUUUUCCAGGUGUAUUUAUGAAUGGAAAACAUUGUCAGUAUUCACUUGAGUGGCAUCUCUCACACUUUCAUAACACAAGUUAGAUGGGAAACGCUUGGUUCUACAAUACUUCAAAAACGCUACAAUAAAAGUCAAGUUUCAUAAUCUGGAAACCUAGUGUAGACUAAGUGAAUAUCACCUGGGUUGUACGAGAAGCGUUCCAGACCAAACGUAAAAACUCUCUCCUUCUUUCUGAGUUUAGAAAGUUGCUUUUAAAGGAUGUCCACUUCACCUAAACGUUUUGCUUCGGCAAAUUGUUCGAUCGUUGCUAUAAAUUAACAGCUUGUGCUUUAUCGCUCAAUGACGAUUCUUCUGACCUUUUUACUUCCUCACGGGAUACUUUUCCUUGUGUCCCCGUUUUUCUUUAACGCUUGAUUUGGCUGAGACCAAACAGAAACAGUAACGGAUGCCUUCUGCUUUUAAGUCGACCUUUCUAUGUCCGGUGACACUUAUUCUAGAAUCGUUUGGUACAAAAUGCUCUGAACAACGACACCCCUCUUCCCAUUGUCUACUUGAUUCAGGAUGUGAUGAAAAUUUUUUGGUAUAUAGGUGAGGUCCAGCCGAUUUUCACUUCGAUUAUUUCAUAUGGCUGUAGCACUUGUCUUAUUUUGCUUGCAAGAAUGUUGUUGCUACGUCGCCAUUUUGAGUAUGAGGGCCCUUAGGCCUCGCUUGCAUGUAACUUCCGGUUUUUUCCUGAAUCGGCGUGAACAUUUUUAGAACACGUUAUUUCUACAUCUUUAUUGCCAUAGAAACUGCGAGAGUCCUGCCCCAGCAGAUGUGGCUUCUCUUUCAGUUUAUGGGCAACGAGUAACCCGUUCAAAACCCAUUUUAGUGCAUCACUUUCUUUCUUUCUUUGAUUCCUUGUGAUCUGCACCAAAAUGAGACCUACAGAUUGCAGGUUAAUUCUAAUAUUCAGUCCUAUUUUCUUUUUUUCGCCGAUUAAGAUGGACACUUCACCUUUCAGUGCACUUUGCAUAAGAAUGGUACAAUCUGGUUUGCUUACAAAGAGGUAAGGAUUCUUAAUAUCCAGGCCAGAGCGGUUCCUCAUACCUUAUUACCAGGAACUGAGAAUCUUUUGCGAUGGAAAGACAGUACGAUCAUAUCUUCAUUUACAAAUGAAGAUAUGAUCGUCGUAAUGGUAAUUGCACUUUACGCAAUUGCAAAUUAACCUAAAACAAUUUGCGGACUUCAACGGGAUUCGAACCCAUGGUCUCUGCGUUAGCGCUGCACUGCUCUACUGACUGAGCUAUGAAGACUCAUACAUUGGGUUUGAGUUCAUCUUAAGCCGUAAAUGGAAUGAAGAUGAUAUUAAUUGCGGAAAUACAAAUUUAAAUGAAAAUAUGAUCGUCGCAGUGGCAAUUGCAUAUCAACCCGAAAAAAUUGGAAUUACCAUAGCGACGAUCAUAUAUUCAUUUAAAUUUGUAUUUCCGCAGUUCACAUCAUCUUCAUUCCACGGAAAUAUAGUACAUAGGGAUGCUAGUCACGCCGGUCUAUAAUUAAAUAGCAAAUUAGGGAGAACCGAAAAAUUGGUAGACGUGGCUCACUGAAUGUCAUCACACUUACCAUCACUUGCAUUGCGGAACCCAAUGUCCGUCUACAAUGUAUUUAGAUGUUCAUUCAUUCAUUCAUUCAUUCAUUCAUUCAUUCAUUCAUUCAUUCAUUCAUAUAAAAGCUUGUUGAUAUCAUAACUAACCAUAGUACCAUGUUACAGAUCCCAGUCAAUGUUUCAGACAUUGCGGAUGUAAGAUACUAUCCUGUCAAAGUUGGCAUAUCAGAUGCAUUUGUAAAAUCACUCCGCACGGGCAGGACAAAUAUGAAGUACCGGGUCUUUCAUAUAUAUAGCGAAGUGCACAUUACUAAGGACUGUGUUCUUAAUGGAUCAGCAGUGGAGUUCCGCCCUCAAACAAGUUUGUUCUUUUCUAGAUUAUUAAAAACCCAAUGAAUUAAUAAAUUAUAUAGCACAACAUGUACAAGUAAAAUAUACAUAUCAGUUAUGAUAUGAUGUAUAAAAAUUUUGCUGAUGAAAGUUCAGGGAAUACGGUUGUGGCAAGAGUGUAUUGUUCAGUGAUCGACCUGUUCACUUCUUUUAGACAACAGGGCCAUUUAUACGAGAAAAAUAUUAGACGCGUCUUACAUAAAACCAUAAAACGCGUCUUAAAUAAGACGUAAACUCUACCAUUUAUACGAGGAUGUCUUUACUUAGACGAAAGCAGCUCCUAUAAAUGGUUCGCGUCUUAUUUCUGUCCUGGACUCAAUUUCAUCUGAAUGUUACCCAGGGACGUUUCGACUAGUUGUACUGUAGGCCUGGCUGACUUUCAUUUCCACAUAUCCCGAAGAUUGCACGCAUGACUAGUACGCACUGAACCCACCAACCCUUUGUGAACUCUUAAGUUUUUUAGCUCACCCUAACAACGCAUAAUUUAUCACAAGCGGUAGAGUGAUCAAACCAAAAAUUUGUAGGCCCGGGGACUGGCUAUGCCCGUUACCCGUAGCAACGGCAACCUAACAUUGGAUGUUUUUGUAAGUUGAAUUGCAAGUUUGUUAUACGAAGAUAACAAUUUAGUUAUUCAUUGAAAUGAUUGCUUACGCUCUAUAAAGUAGCUUCUACUUACGCCAGCAUGUGUAACACAUUUGUCGGAGGUCUGCAAUUUUCUUUUCUUUGCACAGCUAAAAAAAGUUCUUUUCUUCGGCACUCAGACCAAACUUAACAUUUCUCUUUCAUUCUGUCAGCGUGCUCAUACUGAAUUCUUGAGCGAGGAAACAAAUUAAAAUUCGAAGAUGGCAGCCCAGAGAGACGUACACGCGUUGUAAUUUGCUAUAAACAAAAUUUUUCUCUGCAAGUCCGCGGUGGGGAGCACUCCAAAAAUUUUCCCGCCAAUAAUCAACGCAUGUGUAGGGUGCGUUUGCGUAUUAAAUAAGACGGGAAGGUCAUUUAUCGACUUAGCUCGUCUUAGCUAACGUACGUCUUAUCUACUAAUAACCGUGAACACCUGUUCUUAGAUAAGACGCGUCUUAGUUAAGACGACAAAAACUUCUUAUAAAUGACAUGUGACUUAACCCUUUUAAUGUAUUUGGUUUUCAGGUUGUGUUAGUGCCAACUCUUGCACAGAGUGUAUAAAGCGGAAACAAACAACAGAAUUUGAAUGCCAGUGGUGUUCUCAAAUACAAAGGUAGACGAAAAUACGCUUUGUUCUUAUUGAAACUCAAACAUUUUCUCCCGUAAGGCUUUCAUUAGUAAGCUGUUUGUUUCUUCAACUUAGUCAUAUCUAAAUAUAUCCCAGAGGGUGGCGAGGUUCAACCUUCAUCACUCGAUCACCUACAGAAUUGCAUUUUCAGUAAAAUUUUUUGAGGAUGGGCGACAUCUCAAAAUUGGACAGUAAGGUGUGAAUAAGAAAAGGAUACAAACAAAUGCAAAAAGAAGAGAAAGUGCAUAAAAAAAUACUGCAGAGCAAAGUAAGGCAGAUGUGCAAUUGUUUUUGUUGUGGUUAUGAUCGUCCCUUGGAAGGCUACCUACGUAAACUUCAUAUCUCUAAUAUUGUACCGGUAGAAUACUCUUCUCUUAAAAUAAGAUAAGACCCAGUUCAAAAGUCGAAUUUGUCACGUAGAAACCCUAAUCCUUUCAGUUAAGACCGAUACUAUUUUGAUUCGAACCAUAAACUAGGCUCGAGUGGCCCUCAAGCAUGGGAGCGACUUCGUUUCAAGCGUACGUCGCACUUCUCAUGUGCCGAACCUAUUGCAUUAAUUACAAUAAUUUUCAUCACUGGCUAGCAUUAUAAACCAUUGAACAUUGUGAAAAUGAAUUGAGUCUCACUAGUUAAUUUCGACGUCUAAACCAACCGUCCAACUUGUUUACUGAUUUCUACCUAUUAAAUAGAUAUUAAGUUUGGUACAUGUUUGAACUGGGCCGGCUAAGACCGCCAAACAGUCUUUCCUUCAGACCUAGCCUACGAUAUCUUUGCUUAUUAAGACUUGAAAAUCAAACUUCAAACUAGAGAUCCCGUGUAGAUUACUUUUGACAUAUUGCCAGACCAUGACCUGUCAAUUAGUGUGACCUCGUUUUGAAGGUGCUCUGAUGGUUCUGACCGUCAUCGUCAAGAAUGGGAUCUACACGGGUGCAGCGCGAAUGGAGUGAAACAUCUCAAUGCGUGUUUAAGUAUUACCAAGAACAGUACUAGUAAGUGUUGUCGAUGGAUGAGCUUAAGAGUGCCACUCUUAAUUAAAGUAUUUCGUUCAUUUUCAGUUACUUUUAGAGACCUUUAGAUUCUAAGAUGAGGACGAGAUUUUCUCCUAAUGCUAAGUAGUGCUUGUGCGUGAAACAGCGUCAUUUUGGAGGGGAAACGUGAUAGCAAUCGUCAUUCUACUACGGGUAUAAGCGAGAAAGCCGUGGUGGAGGAAACCAGUUAUCAAAUCAGUGUUAGAAGUUUUAUCAUUUUGCGAUCGGGAGAGGGCUUAACUUUUUCCAAUCAAGAUAACAGUGCUAUUCUGGGAAAAAAAUAGUAAAAUGAAACAUUCCCGGUUUUCUCUUUCCUUAGAGUGCGCGAAAAAACUUUAAAUCAAAUCUCGCACUCGUACUUGUUUUUGUCCUCGAAUCAAAAGGUGUCUAUUAACUGAUUCCAAUACAUUCAUAACUGAUCAGUGACAGGCUCAAAUAAAGCCAUAACUUUGGGAAAUUUCUGGCCACCAUCAACUGAAGGCAAUAUGGGCAAUGACCCAGUUUCCAAACCUAACAAGUAGUCUUGUAUCUCAGUCAUUUAAUAAUAUAGGUCAACAUUUGGUUCCAGGUUGUGUGUGUAGUUUGUGACUCAAAAGUAAACUUUUUGUAAAUGUAUUUGGGUUUCAGGCUGUGUUAGUGCCAACUCUUGUACAGAGUGUAUAAAGCGGAAACAAACAACAGAAUUUGAAUGCCAGUGGUGUCCUCAAAUACAAAGGUAGGAAUGCACUUUAGAAAUAAGAAUAUAUCGUUUAUACAAAGAUUAAAUCAACUGAAGCUUUCAUCAGGAAGCUGUUAAUUUCUUAUAGAAGUGCAUUUCAAAGUAACGCUAAAAAUGUAUGUUCCAUCGUCGUCUCAAAUUUAGCCAUGUAUGAAUAAGUAAAUAACAUGUGAUCGGGAAACGUAGUGGGAACUGUGAAAAAGUGGGAGCAGGAAAUGUGAAAAUUUUUGUUUUAUUUAAGGGACUUUCCGGGUUAGACAGAUAUUACUAACUUUAUGUUCCCAGGGUUAUACAACAAACUAUUUAGAAUAUAUGAAUACCUCUUUUUUUAAAAGAAAAUAAUUUAAAUUAAACCUCCAAAAGUCCAUAUUUUAUACCAGUCCUAAAUUAACGUUGCCAGUUAAGAAUAGAUAAAAAAAAUAGAAUAGAUUAAAACAUCCAAUGCAACUGACGGUGUAAUUUUUUAAAGGUGCUCUAACGCAACGGACCGUCAUCGUGCAGAAUGGGACCUACACAGUUGCAGUGCAAAUGCUGUCAAACAGGUA
Messenger RNA from Porites evermanni, 22694 nucleotides. The record is from the annotation of a GenBank genome assembly. NCBI's taxonomy places the organism in Eukaryota, Metazoa, Cnidaria, Anthozoa, Scleractinia, Poritidae.